AUGCUUCAGUCUCUCAUCGUCGCGAACCACUCAGGGGAGCCUCGCUUGCUUGACGGGCUAUAUCUGCCGACUCGUAUUGAUGAGCUUUUCAUCAUUUCGAAAGCUUCGAAGAAGAACAUUUUGCUUCAGAGUAUCACGUCUGGCGCAGAGGAACCAGUCGUCUUCAUGAAAGGCCUCCGACUCUCCCCAAUUGAACUAGAAGAUGCUGUUGCGGGAGCGACGGGUAGUUCGAAGGUUGCUGUCAUGGCUUGGGAACAAGACAUUGACAUGACAGCAGACGUGGUGUCGCCUGCCUCCGACUCUUCUUUCCCAGAGAUCCAUCAGCAACUGGAAGAGCUUUUUGUACUUUGCGGCGCAGCGGCACUCAAAGAAGUAGACGCAGCAGACAUACCGAUUACCGAGGUCCAAACACAUUUGACAAAGCACUACACCUGGUUGCGAUCCCAGAUCAGCAAAUGUAGUCCCCAACUGCUUCAUGAAGAUGCCGGAGAGGUUCAUGCGAAGAUCAAAGGCAUCGUCUUGAGGUUGAAGAAGACCCCUGCAUCAGCAGUGGCUACUCUCAUAGAGCGUUGUUACACACAUGCCCAAGAACUCUUCAACGGGACAGGCAGCCCUCUCGAGGUAUUCCUGAAAGACAACGCACUUCAUAAACUGUAUGACUGGAUGAACACUCUUUUCACCUACAAGCCUUUUUUGCAACUUCUAUCCCACAAACGAGGCCGCCAUCUCAAAAUUCUUGAGAUCGGCGCCGGAACCGGAGGUUUGACUUCGCGCAUUCUCAAAGAUCUCACAGGCUGCUUUGAAGAUGGCAAGGUGCUAGGGACCUACGUUCUCACUGACGUCUCUGCUGGGUUCUUCCCGGCAGCAAAAGAGCGCUUUCAUGACAUAGCUCCUGGACUCUUGGACUAUCGUGUCUUGGAUAUUAGUCGCGAUCCAGCUGCUCAGGGGUUUGGCCGCGAAGACUACGAUCUCAUCGUUGCGAGUAAUGUGCUCCAUGCCACUCCAAAGCUGGACGAGACAUUGCAGCAUGUCAGAUCAUUGCUGAAGCCUGACGGGAGACUCCUGAUGCACGAGUUGUGCUGCAACACAAAAUGGAUCAACUUCAUCAUGGGUCACCUUUCAGGAUGGUGGCUCGGCAACUCUGACAGCCGCCCAGACGAGCCUUACAUCUCUCCCAGGCAAUGGGAGGAACGUCUAUCUCUGGCUGGCUUUUCAACUCCGAAGGUUGUCUACGAUGCUAAGCCUCAACACAAGCUCAAUGCUACCAUCAUUUCUCGUCCUGCUGCGCCUAAGGAAAAUAUCCUCAAGAGGCUGCUGAAGACUCUUCAAGAUAACAACUCGAUCUUACUCUGGCUCACGCGACCCUGCCAACUCGGGUCCGUCGAUCCGACCUUCGCUCCGGUGCUCGGCAUCGCGAGAACAGCAAGAGUUGAGAUGGGUGUACAAUUCGCUACUAUGGAGCUUGACAGCAUCACGGCAGAUUCUCUGCAAGCCGUGUCUCAAGUCUCAAGGAGACUUAUCUCCCAACACGCAGCCUUGGCUUCGAAUAUGGGUGAAGAUGUGGAAUUCUCCUACACCUCGGGCCGCAUUUUGAUCCCGCGAUGCAAGUGGACACCAAUCUCUCGCGCUCUUUCGUCCAAGCCUUCGGUCUCUUCUAGCAAGAUGUUGCAAAUCUCGAGGCCCGGGGCCCUACAGACUCUCCACUGGGUGUCUCGUCAAUUGCCCGACGAGAUACCAUCCGACCACGUCAAGAUCGAUGUCCGCGCAGCAGGUCUCAACUUCAAAGACGUUGUGACAGCCAUGGGCCUGAUCAAGCCUUCAGCUAUGAAAGGACUUGGAUGUGAAGCCAGCGGUAUUGUGACGUCUGCUGGAACUUCUGUGAUGGAUGUUCGGGUUGGUGAUCGCGUUAUGAUCUUCGCACCCGAGGCCGCCUGCUUCUCCACGGAGAUACUGGUUCCAGCACAGCUUUGCGUCCGCAUUCCCAGCACACUUGCCUUUUCUGAAGCGGCUGGAAUGCCCUGCAUUUUCAUCACAGUCCUCCGAGCCCUGGUAGAAAAAGCUGGUCUUAGUGCUGGUCAAACUGUGCUUAUCCACAGCGCCGCCGGUGGUGUUGGUAUUGCGGCCAUACAAGUAGCUCGAUGGAUCGGAGCCAGAGUCUACGCGACUGUGGGCAGCGACGAAAAGAUAGACUUUCUUAUCAGAGAGUGGAAUAUUCCCAAGGAGCACAUCUUCUCUUCUCGAGACAUCAGUUUUGUGGAGGGCGUCAAAGCAGCGACUGGUGGUCUCGGCGUUGACGUUGUGUUGAACUCUCUAUCUGGAGAGCUUCUCCAUGCAUCAUGGGAUUGUGUCGCUCCUCAUGGCACCUUCAUCGAGCUGGGGAAGAAAGACACCCUAGCGGGCGGAAAACUUGCCAUGGCAGCCUUUGAUGGAAACCGAUCUUUUAUUGGCGUCGAGAUGGCGAAUCUGGCCGUUGAGAACCCCGCCAUCAUUCAUCGCUUGCUGCAGCAAUGUGUGGACUUGUAUCAGCAAAAUCACAUUCAGUCCGUGAGGCCUGCAAAGGUGUUCGCAUGUCGUGAAGCUGAAGACGCCUUCCGACACUUGUACCAGGGUACCCAUACUGGAAAGGUGGUCCUCGACAUGACCGAAAACGAUGACGCGGCAUUUGAGGUAUCUCGAGUGCCUAUGAUUCCCAAGUUCCGUGAGCAAGCUACUUACGUACUUGUCGGCGGUAUGGGUGGUCUUGGAGGUACAAUAGCACGAUGGAUGGCCUCCCACGGUGCCAAAAGUCUACUCUUCAUCUCCAGAUCCGCCGGACGCAGCAAUGAUGAUCAAGCUCUGCUGUCAGAACUUCGUUAUGCAGGUUGCGAGGCCGAUGCCGUACCAUGCGACAUAGCAGACGAGCCGGCCACGCAAAUUGUCAUUUCCAGACUCGGUUCAUCCAAGCGGAUCGCGGGUGUCCUGCACCUGGCAAUGGUGCUUGCCGACGGUGCACUUUCUGAUCUAACACUGUCACAGUGGCAAACGGCAACAUCACCCAAGAUACGCGGGACAUGGAACCUCCAUCGUGCUCUGCCUCAUGACAUUGACUUCUUUGUGCUCUUUGGUAGCACAUCGGGUGUACAUGGUUACCCAGGUCAAGCAAACUACGCAGCUGCCAACACUUUCCUCGAUGCAUUUGCUCAGUACCGCCGGGGUCUGGGUCAGCCUUGCUCUGUGGUUGACCUAGGAGGCGUCGAGGAUGUGGGAUAUGUCAGUCGUACACAAGAAGUGGAAGAUGUCAUGACAAAAUCUGGCUCCAAGCUGGUUUCCGAAGCCGACAUGCUCCGAGGUGUUCAGCUCGCCAUCGCUGAGAGUCGGCCAGUGGUAACGGGUGCAGAGACUGAGACAGUCCGGUCAGCUUCUGCAGUCGAGACCGGAAGAGAUUGA
This is a messenger RNA of Colletotrichum fioriniae, 3426 nucleotides long. NCBI's taxonomy places the organism in Eukaryota, Fungi, Ascomycota, Sordariomycetes, Glomerellales, Glomerellaceae. The record is from RefSeq and is a predicted model, not a curated record.